AAAUCAACAUUUAUGUAUACACAUUUUUCAUUUUAACUUAUUUAGAUAACACUAUUUCAUUUCAAAGCGAACUAAAGCGUCUAUAUUUAUUUCCGCGCGCGAUUUCCGCUUCCACUUGACAUUCCUGUAACAGUGCUGUAAUGCUUCCAGAAAUUUUGACUGUCAUGUUUGAAUAUCCUAACAUGUUAAUGGUAAAUCAACCAACUCUUAUUAUAUGCAUAUAAAAUUAUAUAUUAGAUUAUUGUAUAUGUAUAUAAAUUAAUAGUGUUCAUUUCUAUUUUAAUUCAUUUUAAUACAUUUAUUGUUUGGAGUGCAAAUUCUUGUGCACCACUCUCUGCUAAUGCAACCAUGUGUAUCAUAUGUACACGUAAAAUAAACAGCUGUCAGAAAAGCCGAUAAGUCUGGGAAGAUAGCUUGAUGCAUAUAAAUAUUGGUGCUUCGGACAUUAGAGAUAAGUAAAAUCCACGUAAACCAUUUAAUAAUAAUUAAAUUUUGUUAAUUCAACGUUAACUGCCGCGUAGCAUAAAAAGUAAGUUAAAAAUGUAUGGAGUUCAAAUGCUACACCUACUUAGUAUGCUGCUGCUGCUGGCAAUCAAUUGCGGCGCUGUGAAAGGUUUUGAUAAGAAUCCACUGGAACAAAAGGAAAAGUCGUCAAAGCUGCCACCUUGUAAAUCGUGCACCGUACUUGUAGAGUCAUUCAAGCUGGGUUUGGAGAAAACAAGCCGCGGUAAACAUGCAGGUGGAGAUGCGGCUUGGGAAGAGGAGAAACUGCGUUCAUAUAAAACUAGUGAAAUACGUUUGGUGGAGGUGCAAGAACAAUUAUGUAGUGAUGUGAGACGUGGGCAAGAUCAAUGCCAUACUAUGGCCAACGAUCAUGAACCUUUGCUGGAGGAAUGGUUCUUGCAUAAACAAACCGAUAUGCCCGACUUGCACGCCUGGUUUUGCAUUGAACAAUUGAAAGUGUGUUGCCCAGAUGAUCAUUACGGCUCGGAAUGCAAACAGUGCACUGAUUGCAAUGGCAAUGGAAAAUGUAAAGGAUCUGGCACACGGAAAGGCAAUGGGAAAUGCGCUUGUGAUGCUGGUUUCACAGGUGAUAAUUGUAAUACGUGCGCGGCUAAUUAUUAUGAAGCUUACAACGAUGGGAAGAAAAUGCUAUGUUCCACAUGCCACAGGUCUUGCGGGGAUACUGGAUGUACUGGCGCUGGUCCCAAAGCUUGCCGUAACUGCAAAGAAGGUUGGCUAAUGGGCACCGAUCCAGUCGGUUGCCAGGAUAUAAAUGAAUGCUUAGUUCAGAAACGACCUUGUCAUCCCAAUCAGUUCUGUGUGAACGAUGAGGGCACAUAUUCAUGCCUGGAAUGCGAUCGGUCGUGCGAUGGCUGUGACGGUGAUGGGCCCGAUAUGUGUAAAAAAUGUUCUACCGGAUAUACGUUGAAAGAGGGGAAAUGUCUAGAUGAGUCGUCCGAUCAACGCGACCAAUUCGUUAAUAUCACACGUUUACUUACUUAUUUUGGCCUAUGCAUCGCCACUUGUGUCAUUUUCCAAAGUUCAACACACAUCGCCUAUAUUGUGGGCGCAGCUGUAGCCAUCUAUAUAGCAGCAUCCGAAUAUUGGCUCAGUUCCACAGCAUCGCAGGGCGCGGCUAAACCACAAUUUGACACUAAGCAAUUAGAAGAUUUAAUUAUGAAGUCACUUUAAUAUCAAAAAGCAUUAACACGAAAUAUUUAUAAGCAAUUGCAGCACAAGACAAAAGUACAUGCAUGUAUUUAUUAGGAAAAUUCAAUUUUAUUCUGUGAAUAAAAGCUGUCAAGUGUAGCAAAAUUAACGAAAAUAAAUUAUUAACGACAAACAUAUGUUUUAACAACGCACAUACAUACAAGUUUAUAGCAAAUAACCAAUAUUGAGGGCACAAUUAAAAAUUAACUUCAUUUUUAUUGUAUCCUUCUGCAAAUACAUUCUACCCCCUUUGAUUAGCUAUAAUAUGUAGACUUAUUUUACAUUCCCUACAUUUUCUUAUAUUAUUCAUUUUUUAUUUAUACUUAUUUAUUGGCUAUUAGUUUCUAAAUAUAUAUUUUUUCCCAAUAUUUUGGUUUUACAGACGCGAACAUAAAUGACGUUAGUGAGGACGACGCAAAUAUAACAAAUAACGCAAAGACCGAAUUGUAAUUUUAGUUAAGCAGUAGCUUGGUGACAUACCGUUAUGUCAUAUUAACGAAAAAGCGUGUUUUGCAAUAUUUUAUAUAUUUAUAUUAUGAAAGCGGGUCUAUUCCAACAACAAUUGUUAGAUUUGCACCAGAACGAAGCUAUUUAAAUGAAUUUACUGUUGUAACUGUUUUAUUUAUAAUUAGCACAUUAUUAUUUUUUUAUUAAAAAGCAAAGCAUAGAUGCCAAAAACAUUGAUCCCAUAUAUUUAAGCGCACUUUUAGUUUAAGCUGAAUUCUAAGUAAUAUAACUGACAUGUAACUGCCAUUUUAAUAAAUGGAUGCUCGCAUAAUUGAAAUAAACUUCCAUUUUUUCAAGACGUAACGCCGUAAA
Bactrocera oleae (olive fruit fly) is the source of this 2532-nucleotide messenger RNA. RefSeq names its product Cysteine rich with EGF like domains (gene Creld). The record is from RefSeq and is a predicted model, not a curated record. Lineage: Eukaryota; Metazoa; Arthropoda; Insecta; Diptera; Tephritidae. Gene Ontology annotation, molecular function: calcium ion binding.